CACAGCAACAAGGGACCGAAGCCUACCAAAAUGAAUCUUUUCUGCUUUUCACUGGAAGGCUCCAUGGACAGCUUAUAUGAGCCAGUCCCAGAGCAACAAACUAACCGAGAAAGCACCUCUGUCAGGACUGGUUCUCUUAUCUCACCUUUUGCAGAGAGUGGAAAAGCACACGACAGUCUCUUCAUGGAAGUUUCUAAUUUUGAGAAUGCACAACCAAAAAGAACGUCAAUCCAGAGAUCUAUGUCUGAAAACAAAGGAUUUGAAAGAAAAACAAUGAAUGACACAAUCUGGCCGGAACCCUGCAAGCCUGAGAAUGGUUCCCACAUCAGAAGAUUCUGUCAGCUAAAAGAAGAUGAAGAUGAAACGUUGAUUUCCUGUAUAAAAUUAGCCAAAUCCCAAGAAAAGAAAAUUAGUACUGUUAGCACAAAAGGAAAGGAAGAAAUGAAGAUUGGAUUGGAUUCUAUUUCGGCAUCACUGGCUAGAUCCAGCACUGCAACUGGUUGCAACUUGGCCGACAUAUUAUCCCACAAUGAAGGUGAAGUUCAGAUGUGGAACAGCUGGAAGACUUUUCCAGAAAACCCUCUCUGGACAUGUGCUGAUUUCCAAAUUGCCCAAAUUGGACCCUGGAACAACUGUUCUCGCUGCACUCACCACCCACCACUUAAGCCUUCUUAUACAGAUUCGGAUCUCCCACACUCUUGGCGCAGCAGUAGUUUUGGGAAUUUUGAUCAUUUUCGGAAUCACUCCAUUUCAAAACCAGAUGAUUCAACCGAGGCAUAUGAAGGGGAACCCAUAAAUGAAAGUGGAGAACAAAAUAAAACUUCAAAUAAUGGAGGAGGUUUAGGGAAAAAAAUGAGAGCUAUUUCCUGGACAAUGAAGAAAAAAGUGGGUAAAAAGUACAUCAAAGCCCUUUCUGAGGAAAAGGAUGAGGAAGUUGGAGAGGGUGCCCUCCCAUAUCGGAACAGUGACCCAAUGAUUGGAUCUCACACAGAGAAGGUCUCCCUCAAAGCCAGUGACUCCAUGGAUAGUCUCUACAGUGGGCGGAGUUCAUCAAGCGGAAUAACAAGCUGUUCAGAUGGUGGUACAAGUAACCGGGAUAGCUUUCGACUUGAUGAUGAUGGCCCCUACUCUGGACCCUUCUGUGGCCGCGCCAGAGUACAUACUGAUUUUACACCAAGCCCCUAUGACACUGACUCCCUCAAAAUCAAGAAAGGAGACAUCAUAGACAUUAUCUGCAAAACGCCAGUGGGGAUGUGGACAGGAAUGUUGAACAAUAAGGUGGGAAACUUCAAAUUUAUUUAUGUGGAUGUCAUCUCCGAAGAGGAAGCAGCCCCCAAGAAAAUAAAGGCACACCGAAAGAGUGGAAUAGAAAAACCCAAGACUCUGCAGGAGUUCUUAGAGAGGAUUCACCUUCAGGAAUAUACCUCAACACUUUUGCUCAACGGUUAUGAGACCCUAGAAGACUUAAAGGAUAUAAAAGAGAGUCAUCUCAUUGAAUUAAACAUUAAAAACCCAGAAGACAGGAUGAGAUUAUUAUCAGCUGCUGAAAAUCUUCUUGAUGAAGAAACUAUUCAAGAGCAAGAAAAUGAAUCUGUGCCCCCAUCCUUAAGCCCAGACAUCUCCUUAAAUAAGUCACAGUUAGACGACUGCCCAAGGGACUCUGGUUGUUAUAUCUCAUCAGAAAAUUCAGAUAAUGGCAAAGAAGAUCUGGAGUCUGAAAAUCUCUCUGACAUGGUACAGAAGAUUACUAUCACAGAGCCAAGUGACUGAACACACAUUCUCAACUUUAUAUCUAUAGAUGCAUUCCAUUUUAACUCUACUUGAGCUAAAAGAUCAAAUAGGAGAGAAAGUAAGCAUUUCCCGAUACAGCCUAAAGUUAAAAUGUUUUAAUCUAAAUGAUUUUACAUAAAAGUUCAUGUCUCUAACAUUCCCAAUUAUUGUAAAUAGUAUGUAUAUUUAUUAUUUUAAAUGCUACCUGUUAAUAUUUCACUUGCCUGUGUUAGGAAAGGUAUAGUGUAAGUCUUUGAUAUGUGUGAGAUAACUUUAUUCAGCUUUAAGUGUGAAAUGAUAAAUUCUGCAGGAAAAAAACUCCUUUUUUCAUACCUGUCCAUUUUGCCUUUGUGUCUGUUAUUCAACAAAUAGUAAUGGAGCAUGUGUUUGUUUAACCAACUGUCCAAGCAGCAUUCACACUCAUUUUUAUACUUAAUGGGAGAGUGUGAGUUAAUACUGGAGACAUUUUAUCCUGAUCCACAGUGGAGUUUUAGUAAUUAUUUUUUGUUAAUUUCUUCACUGUUAUCUGGUAUAAAAGUAUAGAUAACAAGAUAUUGUUGAUUCUCAUUUAGUAAAAUGAAUUUUAAUAAUUGUACAGAUGUUUCAUCUUUAAUUGUAAAUAUUUUUAAUUGUGAAAUACCCUAAUUUUAAUAAUAAAAAGAACU
Molecule: messenger RNA, 2435 nt
Organism: Leptonychotes weddellii (Weddell seal)
Lineage: Eukaryota; Metazoa; Chordata; Mammalia; Carnivora; Phocidae
Source: RefSeq, a predicted model, not a curated record